AUGGAAGAAUUUAACGGGGUGGAGAUGAUGGUUGAAGAGUCCUUAGAUUUCCAAGAACCUUUUAAAAAUUCAGAUGCACAGAUCAUAGAGGAUGAUGUUCAACGCCAUAUUCCUGAUCCGCCUUUUUCAUCUAUGGAUAGAUGCACAAAAGAUGAGGAAGAAAUAUCAUACGACUAUAAAUUAAGAGCAGUCGAAUAUUGGAGAAGUGGAAAGAAGAAAAGUAUAAGUCUUGAGAGUGUUCAGCAAAAAUUCAGAAAAGUUCUUUCAGUAAAACAAUCAAGACGUUGGGCCCAUACUCAUCAUAAAUGCGGUACUUAUAGAGAAAAAGUUGCUAGGAUAUGUGACAUUACAUUAGAGAAUUUCAAAAAAGCAGUUGAUAACGGGCUAAUUAUUUAUGAUAAAGCUAUACGCAGGUGGGCAUUACAAGCACAACAAGAAAUUAGCCAUGAAGAUUUUGGCUUCCGCGCUUCUCAAGCAUGGCUUGCUAAAUUUAAAAGCAAACACAGAAUUAUUUCCAGAAAAGUAAACCGGAUAAUUUUGUAUAAAUACAAUAAUUAUUCCUUUUUCUUGGUGAUUAAGGUCUCUGCUAAGGUUUGCGAUGGAGGGCAUACAUGUUCUUCUCCUAAACAGUGUUGUUCUUUGGGUUGCUGCUACAACAUACUCCCACAAAUGCGUACAGCAGAAAUGUUCACGAUCCUGAUUUGGACUUACUGGACUGCUGCUGUAUUAGCAGCUUUAGCUGCUGGAGCAGCUUGCGGUUAUUGGCUUUGGAAAUGCCGUCGAUCCAGCAUAAAUGAAGAUUGUUCAUUAUCCGAAAGAGCCUCCUCUACUUCAUGUUACUUACCCCCUCAUUAUAGUAGAUGUAACUCGACCAUGCCACCUCCAUACAAUGAGGUGACAGCGAAACCAGAUUUAUAUCCACUUGUUAUUGGAUAUGAUGAUGGAUUUGCAAAAGGAGCUUCUGGUUUCGUGAUGCGAUAUUUCAGAUCACUUUCCCAUACAAGCACCCUGGAUUCUUUGAGUUCCAGUUUCAUGUGUAAUGUUGUAAACGAAGCAAAUACCAUAAUACCCCCGCCUUAUUCUUGCAACAGUAUUGAUGAACUAUCGAUAGCUGGUUGCGAAAGAGUAGGGCAUAUGGAUGAUUCAAUGGUGUCCCUAGCAAAUCAAAGAACUGUUUCGGACGUUUCAAGUCUUGCCGCACAGUCGCCGUCGUCUCCUCCACGAGCAACAAGUCCCACCUUAGAAUUACGAGAACUUUUGGAUAAAAUUCAACAACUUCCUCAAUUGCCAAGUGGGCACAGUCCACCUUUUCCGUCACAUCAGAACCAAAACCGGCCGAAGUUUCUUUACCCCUUCAAUAAUGAUGGUGCAAGCCUGCCUCAACCUCCGAGUCCCAGCGAAGCUGAUACAAACAAAAGUAGAAAGAAUCGGUACAUGCCUGUACCUCCAAGUGCAAGAAUUAAAGCAAAAAGUUGGUUUUCACGAUCCGCACCGACGACGCCAUCGGGCAUGAUGCCAAUGUCGUUCUUGCCAGGACAAAGCAGGAGGCCUUCCGAUUCCGCGAGCAAUAAUCAGCAAGUAGUUCCGCUGCUUUCCGAGCAAGACGAAACUGAGAACAAUUAUAUUGAUAAUACGUAAAGCAAAUGCAUAUCGUUAUUUCAUUUUAAAUUGUGUAUAAAAUUAUAAGACCUACACAGUAAAAAAUAAUGUUAUACGGAAACUAAUAUCAUUUUUAUAAUGAACAAACGAAAAUGAUAUCGAAAUCAAGAGCAUUUCAAUCGGCCGGAAUAGCAGAUCAAAAUGAACCGAACAGAACCAAGAGUCAAAUGAUCGCUGAUCAAAAUGUUCUGCAAUAAAAAUGAUUCAUUUUUUACUGUGUAGCUAUUGAGAAUAAUUAACUCUCUACUGUUUAUUGUUAAAGACGAGUUUUACUCCGAAGAAAGGAGGUAAUUGAAUCUGAGCGAAACCUGUAAGGACGAAUUUUGUUUGUUUUAUAAAUAUUUUUAAUGGAAGAUUUAUUAUGAAAAUCAAAACUUUUUUCUAAUUUAGGACGCUUGCAGGCCUAUAAUAAUAAUGAGAAGUUUGCUUAGAUCUAGCCACCAGAUCCUAAUUGCUUUAUUAUUAAAGUUGCCGACACAUUUUGUAGGUUGAAAUAUUGUUUUUUUAGGUUUUAUACGUUUGCUGGUAUUCGGUGAUCGUUAUGUCAGGUUACUUAUACUGUCUACACAGUUUUAAAUUUAGAGUUAGGAAAAGUUAUUGUCUUCGAACUUCGUGUUCAUGAAACUGAUGUAUAAUAUACUUACAAGUAUAUUUGCAAAAUAACUCUUAGGCCUCAAUUUUAACAAUAUUUGCAUCGAAUUUUAAUUAAAAAACUCUCCGUGUACAAAUUUUCUCGUGCAGUUAAAAAAAUCAGGAUCCGUGAA
Molecule: messenger RNA, 2423 nt
Organism: Belonocnema kinseyi
Lineage: Eukaryota; Metazoa; Arthropoda; Insecta; Hymenoptera; Cynipidae
Exons: 6
Coding region: 1-1638 (545 amino acids)
Cellular component (GO): cytoplasmic vesicle membrane
Source: RefSeq, a predicted model, not a curated record